Molecule: messenger RNA, 1334 nt
Organism: Cicer arietinum (chickpea)
Lineage: Eukaryota; Viridiplantae; Streptophyta; Magnoliopsida; Fabales; Fabaceae
Product: F-box protein SKIP1-like
Molecular function (GO): protein binding
Source: RefSeq, a predicted model, not a curated record
GUCACAUAGUACUGCGUUUCCACCAUUUGAUCUAUAUCAAUUAGACACACAGAGUUCCCAAUCUAAAUCCAAAACGAUAGCAAAAAAUAAAAAUAAAAAAGAAACAAUAUAGGAAGUUGGAAAUAGAAAGAAAACAUUAUUGAGUUUGAGAGGAAAUGGAAGAAAGCGAGGCCGAGUGGUCCGAGUUAACUCGGGAAUGCCUGAUGAACAUCCUAUCUCGACUCAGCACUGAAGAUCAAUGGCGCGGUGCGAUGCUUGUAUGCAAAUCAUGGUUCAGUGCCUUCAAGGAACCCUCUCUUCACUAUGUAUUCAACCUCGACCCUUACUUCGAUUCGCCACUCGAAUCACCUCGCUGGUGGACCCUUGAAUUCGAGUCUAAGAUCGAUUCCAUGCUUCGAUCUCUCCUUCGAUCCACUCUUCUUUUCCUCACCCAGAUUCGCAUUCGACACUGCUCUGAUCGCUCUCUCGCUCUUGUUGCCCAAAGAUGUCCAAAUCUUGAGGUGCUAUCAAUCAGAAGCUGCCCUCGUGUUACUGAUGAUUCUAUCUCUAGGAUUGCUUUUGGGUGUCCUAAUUUAAGGGAAUUGGACAUAAGCUAUUGUUAUGAAAUAACCCAUGAGUCAUUGAUGCUGAUUGGAAAAAAUUGCCCCAACCUUAAGGUUCUCAAGAGAAAUCUCAUGAAUUGGCUUGAUCCAUCUCAACAUGCAGGGAUUGUUCCUGUUGAUUAUCUAAAUGCUUGUCCGCAAGAUGGAGAUUCUGAAGCUGCUGCAAUUGCUAAUUCUAUGCCUAAUCUAGAGUGGCUAGAGAUUAGGUUCUCCAAGUUAUCGGCUAAAGGCCUCAAUUUGAUAUGUCAGGGUUGUCCUAACAUUGAGCUCUUGGAUUUGUCUGGAUGUGCUAACUUAAGUAGUCGAGACAUUGCUAAUGCAUCGUCCAGUUUGUCGCACCUGAAGGACAUUAAAAAGCCAAAUUUCUAUAUUCCAAGGUCUGUCUUUCACGCUGAAAGGUAUGGACAUUGGAGACUGUAUGAUGAGAGAUUUCAAACAGAUGUUUUCCGAAUCUGACCAUUGAUAAUAAGAUUAUCCAAGAUGUAAACUGUGAAUCCAUCUCCCCAUUUUCUUUCUACUGGCCUGCGCAGAUCUCCAUUGGAUAUCUACGGUUAUUGAUCCAGUCAGUCAAAUAUAUCUUAUAGAAGUUAUGAUCUUUGUCUUUGUAAUUCCUAUUCUAUGUCGUUUGUUUUCCUUGUAUCUGUAAUGUAUAUGUUUAGAAGAUCAUUGUCUCAUCUCAUGUCCCCAUAGUGGAUUUUACCUAAUAAUAUUCUAAUUUGUUCUUUUUGCUUU